Molecule: messenger RNA, 2427 nt
Organism: Neurospora hispaniola
Lineage: Eukaryota; Fungi; Ascomycota; Sordariomycetes; Sordariales; Sordariaceae
Exons: 4
Coding region: 1-2427 (808 amino acids)
Source: RefSeq, a predicted model, not a curated record
AUGGCCGACAGCACCAGCUGGUUGCGUAGAUUCCAGCAAUCUCGCGCGCAACCUGCCAAGCAACAAGCGCAGCCCGUCAUCACUUCUACAUCGGAGGAUAGCUCUGUCACAAGUGUAACGACUAUCGACGGUAACGAGAACGCCUUGCCUUUACCCCAUCCCACGUCAACCAGCAAACACCAUAACAAUGACGGUGGCAUCCACGUAGUCAGCAACGUGGGGAGCGGGAGCGGGAGCGGGGGAACAGCGUUCGGAGGCAACACCAGCGGGUCUGGACCACUGCCGCCCAAAACUCCCACAGCGGGUGUUUUCUCCUCGGGAGCUUCAACGGCAAGCUUACGGCGACCAUCACUGCCUCAUCAGAAAUCGCCAAGCGAUAGCAAUGUUAAUGGCACCAGUAGCCGAUUGUUGAGGUCGAGGCCGUCAGCUACUUUCCAACGGGUCUCAAGUUUGCUUAAUCUCGCAGCAAGUGGGAAUGGAGCAGAUUCGCCCUCGGCCACCGCCCCAUCGUCACCCUCGUUCUCUUCCGGGCGACCUCGUGAGGGAAGCGGUGGCAGCACCAGCCGCUUUACCUUCUUCCGGCCGCUGACGCCGAGUGCUGCGGCAGCACCGGCACCAUCGUUGAGUGUGUUGCCGCUUAGAAAUUGGAGCGCAACGAAUGGGGAUGAUGAGGAUGACUGGCUGGGAGGACUGAGGCGGAAUGCCGCUAGGGGAAGCCCCUGGCAUAACCCCAAUUUGAUGCAGAUGGCGGAGACGUUGCAAGCGGUUAUGAUGACGAAGGGGGAUUCCAUGGCUCCUCUUCCUGUCCAAUAUAACUCGCUUGUUCACAACGUACUCGAGGGCUUCGCACACCUUACAAAGCGGUUGCAAGCCUUAGAACAAGAGCUAGCUGAGCUCAAGAACCUUCGAGAGAAAGAACUGGAGCAGUUCCGAGGAAUCAGCGAGGAGUGGAUUCAGCGAGAGGACGGCUACAAGGCCGAGAUCAAGCGGCUCGAAGUCGUGCUCGCUAAGGAGAGCAAAGAUGGCCUAGCAAGUGUUACGCUGGCGAGACAAGAUACGCUCAUUGAUCGGUCAGGGAGCAAAAGGUUCCAGGCGAAGUUGAAGAGGAUGAGUACUACCGCUAAUCGGGAUCGAGCAGGAGAGAGCGAUGAUGAUGGGGACAAGGUGGUGGACGAGCUCUUUGGGGGUGAGAAGACCAGAGACAGAACUCACUCCGGGAUCAGAGAGAGCUCCCUGCGUAUCCUUCCGGUGGACAAUGAUGCUCGCAUUAGUCAAAUGGUAAAGAAACGAGCGAUGGAGGACAAGCGGUGGCGUAGGUCACAAUUGCAACCAUCUAUGGAUACUCCUCCUCCUUGUGUAGAAGAGAGUCUCGUUGACUCAUCAUCGCCAACAUCUCCCUCGCCCACCAAGCCGCACAGUGGCCCUCGAUCGAGUCAAAAUCAGCAUGUGGUCUCCGUGAACGGCCAAUUAUACAGUCCCUCUACAUCCAGUAGCUCCACUGCGAGUACGGCCUCACAGGAGGCAAGCCGUAGCUUGUCUCAAAGGCGCAAUAUCAACAAUCUCGUAAUCGAAACGGGGGACGUAUCAACGGCCGUAAAUCCACGACAGCGGCGCAUCUUUUCGUAUAUCGAGGGCGAGGCUGAGGUGCUGGGAACGGCCAGUGCUGCUUCAGAGCAUCGUCAACACCUCUUUCAAGACUAUUAUGGCUUUACGAACACACACAGACAGCAUGAGGGUCGGAGUGAAACGCAACCACCAGCCGGUACGAAUGGCAUCGACUUGCCCGACCGUAACUCAACGUCAACAGUGCACCCAACGGCGGAAGGAUCCAUGGGCAACCUAUCAUCAACACGCCCCGCCGAAGAAGAUUCGACCACAACCUUCACUAGUAUUUCUUUGGAAUCAAGUAACCUCACAGGCCUCACUCCAUCUAACUCCACCGGCUCGGUGAUUUGGCUAGGAAAGCGCAACAGCAGAACGGCAGCGACAGCGACAGCGGCCGCCACCUCCUCUGCAGUUCGAGUGGACCAACCCAGCCACUACGAGACAAGCGUCGGCGGCGAAGACAUUGGCAGCGGAAAUUACGAGCUCGGAGAAAUGACCAGCACUACCUACCACCAAUACAAUUCGACAAUGACGACGACCACAAGCCCGAGACUGGGACCUGGAUUCGGAUCAGGACCGGCGAUACCUCCCCGAACUACCUCCCACCAGCAGCAGCAUAGGGUUGGGAAUGUAAGUCCUAUCAAGGACAAGUUUGAGCAGCUGUUGCAGCAGCAGCAGCAGUCACAGCCUGGCAGUGGGAAGAGUCCCGCCCGUGUGGUAGAGAAAAGAGACAAAGACACAACAAAGUCUCGGAUGAACAAGAAUCACGUCUCAGCAACGGUACCAAAGUUCACCGAAUGGACACAUGGGGAUCUGCGCUGA